AGUCUGAAUACCCCGCCUUUUUUACCUUACCCUAUCUACGAGCGCGUCUUCUAUCAGGCUGUGAACACCGAGGGCUCGUGGUCUUUCAGCUCGUACCUCGGCAAAGCCAACCAGCUCCUCACUCCCAAUCACGACUCUCGGAAAUCGAUUACACCUCCUUCAUUAUGUAGCAUCUCUCCUUUCCUGCAUUUCUUUUUGCAUUUCCAGGCGCAUUUUCCCCGUCUUAAUCUCGUUCUCUUACAAUCCAAUCGUCAUGGCCCACCCAGAAACCCCCAUCGUAAUCGGCGUCGGCGACAUCAAGAACCGGUCCACGGCGCUUGCCGACGCGAAGGAGCCCGCGCAAUUAAUGCUUGAAGCAAUACAAGCAGCGAUACAAAACGCUUCUUCCUCAGAGCCUUCAAAACUGCAAGCGGCGAUUGAUAGCAUCGAUGUGGUUAAGACGUGGACCUGGCCAUAUCCGGAUUUACCGGGGUUGUUGGCGGAGAAGCUCAAUGUAAAGCCUAAGCACAAGGUUUAUUCCGAGCAUGGAGGGAAUCAGCCGGGGAAGUUGUUCGAUGAGGCGGCGAGACGGAUAGCGAGGGGAGAGUGCAGAGUGGCGGUUAUUACGGGUGGAGAGGCGUUGGCGUCACUAUCCGCCUGUGCCGCUGCAAAGAAGCUCCCACCGCCCGGUUGGACCCCUCCUUCCCAAGCCGUAGACUCCGUCUUCACGCCCACUGGCCGCGACCUCGGAUCAAAUCUCGGCGCUAUCCACGACAUCGGCGCCCCGAUACACGUCUAUCCCCUGUACGAGAACGCUUUUCGCGCACAUAGAGGCCAGAGCUUGAAAGCGAACCAUGAGGAGAGCGCAAGGCUGUAUGCAGAGUUCUCGAGCGUGGCGGCAAAGAAUGAGUAUGCGUGGGGGUUUGGAAAGGAAGACAGUGAGGAAACGAUUGGGACGGUGGGGAAGAGGAAUCGGAUGAUAUGCUUUCCUUAUCCCCUCCUGAUGAACGCCUUCAACACUGUCAACCUAGCCGCCGCUUGUAUUCUAACCUCAACCACUACCGCCCGCGCUCUCGGCAUCCCCUCAUCACGCUGGAUCUACCCGCUCGGCGGCGCCGGAACUAAAGACGCCGACGACUUCUGGCAGCGCCCCAAUUUCUACACCUCACCCAGCAUAUCGCACUCCAUCGACGCCGCUCUUUCCCUUUCCCACACAACGAAAGAAGACAUUGACCUCAUCGACAUCUACUCCUGCUUCCCUAUCGUGCCCAAGCUGGCCGCGCACCAUCUCGGCCUCCCCAUCACUAAUGGCCAGAAACCGCUUACUCAGCUAGGCGGGCUGACUAGUUUCGGCGGGGCAGGGAAUAAUUACAGUAUGCAUGCGCUGACGGCGAUGGUGCGGGCGAUUCGUGAGGGAAAGGGGAGGAAGGGGUUGGUGCUGUGUAAUGGGGGCUUGUUAAGCUAUCAGUAUGUUGUCAUGUUGGGCAAGGAACCGAGGAAGAAUGGUCCUGCGUAUCCAGAGGGGGAUCCGCUGCCGGAGAGGGUUGGGGAGGAGGGCGUGCCGGAGAUUGCGGUGACGGCCGAAGGGGAGGGCGUCGUUGAGACGUACACCGUCGAGUUCAACCGCGAUGGCUCACCGCUGAGAGCCUAUAUCAUCGGACGCCUAAAGAGCGAUGGAAAGAGAUUCCUCGCUAAUCACGGCGAUGAAAACACGUUACGCCAGAUGGCCAGCGGCGCUGGAGAGAUAGUUGGGAAGGCAGGGUGGGUGAGGCAGGAUACUGAACGAAAAGGGAGAGGACUUUUCAGUUUCGAAAGGGGCGCGAGAAUGUAGUAGAGCUGUAUCAAACACAUUGUAGUUAUGCGCCCUGAAAACUUUGGCCUAAGGGGGUCCAUACCUGGUUACCUCCGUAGCCAAACCUGCGCCUUUCGGAAGGCCAAGUA
Messenger RNA from Trematosphaeria pertusa, 1920 nucleotides. RefSeq lists its product as uncharacterized. Gene Ontology annotation, molecular function: acyltransferase activity. NCBI's taxonomy places the organism in Eukaryota, Fungi, Ascomycota, Dothideomycetes, Pleosporales, Trematosphaeriaceae. The coding region runs from base 254 to 1810 and encodes 518 amino acids. The transcript has 5 exons. The record is from RefSeq and is a predicted model, not a curated record.